Molecule: messenger RNA, 5467 nt
Organism: Sitodiplosis mosellana (orange wheat blossom midge)
Lineage: Eukaryota; Metazoa; Arthropoda; Insecta; Diptera; Cecidomyiidae
Gene: Tmep
Product: transmembrane protein 184B
Exons: 10
Coding region: 2234-3406 (390 amino acids)
Biological process (GO): transport
Molecular function (GO): transporter activity
Source: RefSeq, a predicted model, not a curated record
GAACGUACAAUUUUUUUCCCUGUCGCCAGAGUGUUGUUUUUUGUAGUUCGUUUUAUUUCGUUUUUUCGUUUGACAUUCCAACACUUUUGUGUGGUCUUUCAAUUUUAAAAGUCAGACUACAUUUAAAUGCUAAAUUAUUAAUUUUUAUUAAAAUUGUCUGGCGCAAUUUUCAAUUGAGCAGAGAGCUGAGCCCAAUCGAGAAAUAUCGGAGAAUAAUUAUUUAAUAAUAAGUGCUGUGUGAGUGUGUUCAGUUCCAACAUAAACUCGAAUACGAUUUAGUUGAAAAAUAAAAUGGAAUCAGCAUUUGGAUUUCAGUGGUGACCAAAGAAACAUUUACAUUCGAACACAAAAAGUGAAACAGAAACCGUUUUUUAAGAGAAUUUUCAAGCAAGAAAGCGACAACGGUGAUUGUGUUAAUGGUGGAUCAAAAUUAUAAGCCAAUUGGUCAAGAGACAAGUAGUUGCAUGUUAAGUUCCGUAAUCUUGAAACAUACGCCAAUUCCCACAUAGCCUGGCCACCGUACAAUAUUGAGUGUGUGUCAAAUUUGUUUCGUUUCUAUUUUCGUUGAAUACUAUCUCUUUGUUGGUUAGUAAUUUUAUUUCAUCUUUUAUGUUGCGGGUUUUUACAUUUGAUUGACGUUCGUUUUACUUGAAAAUCCGUCUGAAGUGAAUUGAAAACGUAGCAGCACAACGAGUUUGAAAGAAAUCGAACAAUAAGGAAAUAUAAUUGCACGAAGAUAUACUCAACAUCGAGGUUUUUAUGUGUAUAUAUUGAAAAAGGUAAAACAAGACAAUUCCAUUGAAUCAGCGCUUAGAUCAAUUCUUCGUCGUUGUUGUCGUCAUUUUUUUCGUUCUUUCUUUCGUGUUCUGGUGUUUUUGUGUGUGAAAAAUUGCGUACAUACAUAAAAAUGAAACGACCCAAAUGGCAGCAAACGUCACUGGUUUUCGAAGACCAAUAUAGAUGAUUUAAAAGUGUGCGUGUGAAAAACAACAAAUGAAUAAACAAAAACCACUGCUUACAGAUGGUUUUGAAAAAACAUAAUCUACUUUAUGUGAUAUUUUCUAUUGGAGUACGUUUUUUUUUGUCUUAACUGUCUUAAAGAUUAUGAAGUGUAGCUCAUUUUGUUGCUUUCAAUUCUCACGAAGUGCUAAAUGAUAUGGCUCUUGAAUGUGUGUGUGUGUGUGCUGGAAUGAUAUCUCAUACACACGCUCAUUAUGGUUUUCAUUGCUGCUGUUGUCGCCAUUGUUGUUGUUGUUGUCGUCGCCGUCAUUUAAUGGAUUUUGUGAAUGUCUUCUUUCACUGACGAAUUCAAACAAAAUGUGUAGAAUGACCAUGACAUUAUUAGCUCAUGAGCGACCAGUUUUGCCGAAGAGAAAAAAAAUAACGACGAAAGACACCUUUCGAACCAUAUUGAUGCUGAGCCUCAUAAUAAUCAGGAUAAUUUAAUGCAGCCAUUCCAUCGAUAUGGUGCGUUUGAACCGUGCAAAAUCAAAAGUAUACCAUGUAAAAAAUUCAUUUCCGUAAGCGUUUCGGCCAAUUAUGCCAUCAAAUCAUAAUACAAACAUUCAACCGCAAACCAUAUUAUGGAUAUGCUAAAUCAAUAACUCCUUCAUCGAACAAUGGCACUACAUCGAAACAGUCUCUUCCUCUCAAUCUCCACCCUUGCCAUAGCAGAAUGAACAAAAAAAUAGAAACGCUUAUUGCGGCGAAAAAUGUAUACGCCAUCAUCAUUGAUUGGCGUACAUCUUUAAUCAAAAAUCAUGAAAUGGUAACGAACCAUAGCCGACGCACUGUGACACAAAAUAUCAUCCUGCGUGCCACAACCAUAGCUUGCACAUAUAGAUUUUUUUGUGUAACUGUUACUGUUGUUGGUUUGCUUCAUGUAGGUGGUUAGACUUUCCAUAUUUUCCGCCUUUGUACGCUUCAUUCAAAUACACACCAUAUGGAAAUAUUGCGCGCCGUACACAAAUACACCGACCGUCGUGCGUUUGUACACACGAAAUUGCUUUUUAGCUGAAAUUAAUGCCAUUCAUUUAAUUAGAUUUUACAAACCAACCAAAAACAUCGCGGAAAACGUGAUCUUCAUUUGGCCAUCAUUUGCAUUUUAUUUAUAUCUCAAAGUAAAUCUAUUAUUACAAACGGUACAAUACUAAGCCAAACUGUGUUGACACCACACAAUAAAACCACUUGAAUCGAGUGAGAGUAUUUGGAUUUGCUUAGAGAAAGGCGUGAAAUGAUGUCUGGACCAUCUCCAGAUGCAUUAAAUUUUACAUCAACGACCACCACAACCACCGCACCAACACAAUCAAUGGCCAGUGUGACGACUGAACUUUCACAUUCAGCCGCACUGGCGAUCGGCGAUCCCCUCAGCCAUGUCGGCGAUGGUAUAUUCCUUCAAACAAAAACCGCCCAAGGUCUUGCUGGCAUAUGCGUAUGGAUCGCAUUGUUCCUGACAUGUUCGCAGAUUUAUCAACACUUGAGAUGGUAUACAAAUCCACAAGAACAACGUUGGAUCGUACGGAUAUUGUUCAUUGUGCCGAUUUAUGCGACAUAUUCAUGGAUCAGUCUAUUAUUUUUCAAUUCGGAAAGUGUAUACAUUUACUUUUUCACAGUUCGUGAUUGUUAUGAAGCUUUCGUGAUAUAUAACUUUUUAUCUCUCUGUUAUGAGUAUUUGGGCGGCGAAGGGAAUAUUAUGUCCGAAAUUCGUGGUAAACCAAUAAAAUCAUCGUGUCUAUAUGGAACAUGUUGCUUAGCAGGCAAAACGUACACGAUCGGAUUUUUACGAUUUUGCAAACAGGCCACAUUGCAGUUUUGCUUAGUCAAACCCUUGGUCGCAUUCAUCAUCAUAUUCCUUCAAGCAUUCGAUCACUAUCAUGAUGGCGACUGGAGCGUGAACGGUGGUUACAUCUACAUCACGAUGCUGUAUAAUAUAUCUGUAUCGUUAGCUUUGUACGGCCUCUACCUAUUUUAUUUUGCUACCAGAGAUUUAUUGACGCCAUUCGAGCCAGUACUUAAAUUCUGUACCAUAAAAUCGGUGAUAUUUUUAUCGUUUUGGCAAGGUGUUGGUUUAGCUAUUUUGGAAAAGGCUGGAGCCAUUUCGGCCGUCGUUGACAGUGAUGGUGCGACCACAUCCGCUGGUACAGUGUCAGCUGGCUAUCAAAACUUUUUCAUCUGUGUGGAAAUGCUUUUCGCAGCGAUCGCAUUGCGUUAUGCAUUCCCGUAUCAGGUUUACGCACAGGGCGGUAUGACUGAUGUGCACGGUCGUUCGGUCACAAUGCAAUCCAUUUCCAGUAGCCUAAAGGAAACAAUGAAUCCGAAAGACAUCAUGACAGAUGCAAUUCACAAUUUCCAUCCACAGUAUCAACAAUACACUCAAUACAGUUCUGCUGUAAAAUGGCCUGCAUAAAAAAAUACUGAGAAUAAACUGUUGAUUUUUUCUUUCUUUUGCAAAUACCAAGAAAAAAAAAACAAAGUAAACCCUCCUUCUUGGGUUUUUCUUUUCAAAAUGAUUUUUUGCCUUUGAUCUUUUAAUUUCCCACACACAAACGCAAUUUAAGAUAUAUGAAUUAGUUCGUACUUGGUUUGGCAAUCAACUAAAAUUCAAACAAAAACUUACUUUUAAUAACUAGUGAUAACCUUUGGGUUUUAUGUGUGACACUGCUUUUGAAUUUGCAGCAAUGAAACAAAAAUUUCAAUUAAAAAAAAGAGCAUUUUAUGGGUUAUAUGCUGAGUGCAAUUAAGAAAUUUUCUUCUACAGCAGUUAAGCACACAAACACACAAUCAUAGUAUAUUUAAUUUACGUAAAUAAAAAAUCAGAACCGAUUUUGUUGCCUUUAGAAUUAAAUAACAAGUGGUGGACAUGUUUCCCUAUAAAUCCCCAUCUAUUAUUUUGAUGUAAGCUAUUGGUAAAAAAAAUACCAUUUAACAAUACUUCAAUCGGUUGUGGGUGUUUAUUUGUUUCCCUAAAUUUCUUUAGUUACAUAAGUUUUUCUAGCAGAUUUGCAGUUACUAUUUUUUCUGUUUUGUUUUUUUUUUUCUAUUUGGAACAAGAAGAAAUCUAAAGUUGUUUGUGGCAAAAAAAAAAAUCCCAAUUUUUGCUCCACCAAAAUUAUUGAAUUUUCUUUGUGAUUUUUCGUUUGAUUUCUCUUUUUUGUUUAUUCCCUACAGAAGUGACAUCGUCUCAACAGUAUGAGAAGCUCUAAACUAAAAAAAAAGAAACCUUACGAUUAUUCUCCCUUUUUUUUAAUAAAUAAAUAGACAUACUAUAGAGUUUUAUUUAUUUAAUUUUUUUCAAUGUAACGUUAAUUUAUGAAGAAAAAAAAUGAACAGAAAUGAUACGAAAAAUAUGCUGAUGUUUAGAUUUAGAGCGCUGGUUCAAUCAAAAUGGUAUUUGAUAUGAUAUUUCACGAUGGAUUCAUCCCUUUCAAAUCAUUUCUCUUUUUUCGUUUGCUCAUUCAUUAAAAUUUUUCGAAUAUUCAAUUAAAAUGUGAGAUGAACAAAAUCAUGAAAAAGAGAAAAAAAAAUCGAAAAUUGAUCACCGAUCUUUUUUUUUUGUUACUGUUUUUAAAUUAAUAUGUCUGAAAACAAUAUACGAUGUUGUCGGACCGAUCGCUUUCCUUUUUUUUGGUUCCAUUGUCGUUAUAAGAUAUAAAAUGUAUAUGUGUAUUUUUUGUACUUAAAAUUAAUUGCUACCCUGACACAAAUGAACGCGUGGGAGAAUUUUCUACGCAUCUUUUUCCUUCCCAUUUGAUUCAUGAUUUUCUCGUUGUUGUUCUUUUUUUUAUCCAAUCUUUGCUAAGCUAAAUUCAACAAAAAAAAAAUCGUAUAAAUUUCAAAAGUUUUUCCGUAAAUUUCCCAUUUAUGCAUUAAACAAGAUGACAACAAUAGUAAACGUUAGUAGUUUGAAUAGAAAUUGUAAUGAAUCACAUUUGUGAUUAAAGUUUCAGUAUCGAAACGAAUCCGUAUGAAAGAAAAGUUACGAUUCAUGUGUCUUGUAUGUUUUUCUCUUCGAUCUAUCUGUAGAUGUAACGCAUUUGAUUUUUCCGAUAAACACAAACCCACUUUUUGAAUUUUUCGAUGUACAUCUCUCGACGAUAUUGGAAACAUUUCAAGAUAGAACAGAGAUUAGAGAAAGAUCGGCCGGGAAUGAGUAGCGCCAAAAUGAAACUGCUUUGCAAUAGAAUGAACCCAUUUCAAAUACAUACAUAUGGGGGGGGGGGGGGGGUGGUUGCGAAAAGUAACAAAAUAUUUAGGAAGUGAAUAAUAAGAUAACUAGAGAGAAAUUGAAAUAAUAUUGAUAAUUUGACACUGCACCGAAAAUUUAACUUUAGAAUUUAAAACAAACCAGUACUAGGUAUUAUGAAAUCGAUAUUAUGUUCUAAGUAACAAAGAAGAAGAUGAAAACUGAAACAUUCCCUCCUCCACAAAGAUAAAUAGAUAUGGAAGCGUCAAGAAAAACGUGAACAAA